Messenger RNA from Parathielavia appendiculata, 824 nucleotides. RefSeq lists its product as uncharacterized. NCBI's taxonomy places the organism in Eukaryota, Fungi, Ascomycota, Sordariomycetes, Sordariales, Chaetomiaceae. The coding region runs from base 310 to 753 and encodes 147 amino acids. The record is from RefSeq and is a predicted model, not a curated record. The transcript has a single exon.
GGUUGGUUACCCGGCCAAUGACAGAAUGCAUUUAUUACUGUUUACUUAGCUUGGCGACGUUAAGGAGGCUUUUCUUCCACGCGCUGCUCCUCUAACAGAUGGCUCUGCAUCGAACCCGGCCCCCCAACAAUGCAAUUCGCUGGAUAAAAUCAAGAAUGCCGCCCAAACCCGCCUAGAAUUUUCGUUGUUUCUUUUCUCGAGCACCCGACAUCCCAAGAGACACGACCUGCCCAUGAAUGCCCACCCCGUAUGUGUCUUUGAUUCCCGAAAGAAGAGAGGGAAAGGGCAGGAAGGAAAGGAAAAAAUACAAUGACAGAUCUAUCAUGGCCCGCCCUCGCAAAACUCCUGAAGACAGAUGCAGAUUUACCCGUUCAACCGAUUCUUCGAGGAGACGACCGAAAGUGCCCCUUUGUUGCCGUUAACCGAAACCGAAGAGAUGGAGCAUGCCGGCCAUGCUGCCUCACCGUUCCUAGGAACUCAGGGAGACGCACUCGGGUCUUUCUGACCAAGCACGGCCCGUCUGUCGUCCCAUCUCCCCCAAAGCAGGCGAUGGCGCAGAAAUUCAGAGACGUGAGAGACGGAACCCCCAAGCACAGAAAGCAGAUAGGAACAAGCAAACCAGGACGAAUUCCUUUGCCAUAUCGAGAACGACCCGGAGAGCCAGAAAAGGAAGCUCACGGAGGCCGGCGAGUCCCGCUCUUCAAAUCCCUAGGUCCAAUUAAGAGCGGCAAUCGUCAUCCCAAAGGCAACUAGAAAAGCUGACCAAGCAUUUCCUGACACGCCGGUCUGCCUUAAGCUGCAUGGUGUGAUAGACCACCGUGGGG